This is a messenger RNA of Bufo gargarizans (Asiatic toad), 2541 nucleotides long. RefSeq names its product cytochrome P450 2W1-like. The coding region runs from base 93 to 1580 and encodes 495 amino acids. The transcript has 9 exons. Gene Ontology annotation, cellular component: cytoplasm; intracellular membrane-bounded organelle. Gene Ontology annotation, biological process: xenobiotic metabolic process. The record is from RefSeq and is a predicted model, not a curated record. Gene Ontology annotation, molecular function: oxidoreductase activity, acting on paired donors, with incorporation or reduction of molecular oxygen, reduced flavin or flavoprotein as one donor, and incorporation of one atom of oxygen; iron ion binding; heme binding. NCBI's taxonomy places the organism in Eukaryota, Metazoa, Chordata, Amphibia, Anura, Bufonidae.
UGCACAGGGUGGAGUUCAGCUCUGGAAGUGCAGUAUAUACAAAGGCUGACUGCUGCAGACCUUAUGGUGACGGCUACACCUGGCGAUUUACCAUGGCUUCAGACUUAGUGACCAGCUUCCUUCUGUGCACCGUUGUUAUGUUGAUUGUGAAGAUCUUAAUGGGCUUUUCAAAAAGGAAGAUUUAUAAUUUUCCUCCAGGACCGACCCCGUUCCCCAUUAUUGGUAACCUGCAUUUACUGGAUGUAGAUAGGCAAGACUUAUCUUUUAUGGAGCUUGCAAAGAAAUAUGGUCCAGUCUUCACUUUCCAUCUUGGGCCUUUAAAAGCAGUGGUUCUGGUUGGGUAUGAAGCCAAUAAAGAUGCUCUGCUCGGGGCCAGCUAUGAUUUUGGAAAUCGUGCUCCAAUCCCUAUUGCUGACAACUUUCAGAAGAAUCAUGGAGUUUUCUUCAGUAAUGAUGAGAUAUGGAAGGUAACCCGAAGAUUUAUGCUCUCCAUACUAAGAGAUCUUGGCAUGGGGAAGAAACCCAUUGAAGGCAGAAUUAUUGAGGAGCUACAGUUUCUGAAUAAGGAAAUUCAGUCUUAUAAUGGUAAACCUUUUCAUAAGAAAGUGUUAUAUCUGGCUGCCCCUAACAUAACUUUUGGAAUGUUAUUUGGGAGACGAUUUGACUAUAACAACCCAACGUUUCAGAAGUUCAUAACCAUCAUGGAUGAUAUUGUAGUCAAUACUGGUACUCCAGGUGCAAAGUACUACAGUGUCUUCCCAAUACUGAGAUGUUUCUUGAAACAACCCGGUCUUGUCAUGGACAGGAUUAGUCAACUAAAUGAAAUUUUAAGAGUUCUUUUCAAGGAAGCGAAAGAAGCUAAAUAUGAAGACUCGUUUAGGACGUACGCAGAAGCUUUCCUGCAGAAACAUGAAAUGGAAAAAGUAACAGAUGGAGAACAGAGAAUCUUUACAGAAAAGAACUUCUUGGCUUCUGCCUUUGAUCUCAUGCUUGGUGGGACAGAGACCACGUCCACCACAUUACAGUGGGCUAUUCUGCUCAUGAUGAAAUAUCCUCAUAUACAGAAAAAAGCUCAAGAUGAAAUUGAAAAUGUGAUAGGUCUUGAGCGUCCUCCUAGAUGGGAUGACCAGAAAGUCCUUCCGUACUGCUUGGCUGUAGCCCAUGAAGUUCAGCGCUGUGCCAACAUUUUACAGUAUUUACCACAUACCACACCUACAGACGUCCAUUUCAAAGACUAUUUUAUACCAAAGGGAACUACAGUGAUCCCUCUCUUGUCAUCGGUUCUCAACGACGAAACCCAGUGGGAGACCCCCAGCCAAUUUAACCCCAAUCACUUCUUGGAUGCUGAUGGAAAAUUCCUGAAAAAAGAUGCAUUCUAUGCAUUCUCCAAAGGGCGCAGAGUGUGUGUUGGAGAAAGCCUUGGCAGAAUGGAAGUAUUUCUUUUCAUCACUGGAUUACUGCAGAAGUUCACAUUCACACCCCCUCCGGGAGUGAGCACAGAGGACUUGGACCUCACUCCAGAAGUAGUCUUCACCAUGAGAACCAAGAACUACCACGUCUGCGCAACUCCCAGGAACUAAGCAGAUUCCAUUUGUACUUGUACCUUGAAGAUGCUCCCCUUGCAAUCCGGUAGUAGGUAUAAAGGCCACAUAGAUCUCAAUGCUCCACCACCGGGCACUUACCCAACUGAUACAAUAUCAAAACAAGAUAAGCUCUUUCUUGGCACUUAUGCUGAGUGUUUUCAAAUAAGAGUUCGAUCUUUUAUAUUAUGGUUAUAAAAAAAAGGUAAGUGAACCUGUAUUUCCACCAGCAUAAAAAUGCAUUAUGUAUUUUAAUGCAAUGCUUGGAUCUAAAUUGAAUGAAAAUAUUAAGUCAAGCACGAAAAUGUCAUUUCUGUCAUCAAUAGGGUGAAAUGCAUGUCCAUACGUUCAGGUAUCUUUAGACUUUGUAGAUAGCUCCCACAAUGAAAAUGUCUGUAUGUCAUUGCUCUACACUGGAGUCUGAGCAACAUAGCAUCUUCCUUCAAGUCUCUUGAAAGUCUUAAAUGCCAUGCCGCUUCAGACACUAAUAUUGUAACCCACAUUUUGCUUAAAGCUUUCUCCAGGGAAGGAUCAAGGGCAUCAUUAAAUGAAUAGAACAAACUUCAGCCAGUCAUACAGUAUCACAAUGGAAGGAAAUAGAAGGAGUGUCAACAUGGGUGGGAAUAGGACAACCUGUAGCCAGUGAGAUGUUUACAACAGUGGAAGUAGUAGUUGCAUCCAUGUUGUCUGAAGGGUCCAAAGGUGGCUUUGCCACAGAAGAAGACACCAGUGUUAUAAAUAGGAAAACGACGGGGGGGCUUUUAAAGAUAGAAAGAGGGAUUUUAGAAGAGUAGAAAUUAAUACAUUUGAAAGGGUUUGGAAACCUUGGAUUAAAUCCUCUGGCUUUGCCUCCCAGGAUAUCCAGGUACUGCUUGGGCCUAGUACAGUUUGCAAUCAAUGUCUGCUUUUUUCCCCAUUCCGUGAGACUAGAGCAAGUUUGGGUGAUUGGUGGUUCCAUGUA